This is a messenger RNA of Pecten maximus, 2289 nucleotides long. RefSeq names its product sulfotransferase 1A2-like. NCBI's taxonomy places the organism in Eukaryota, Metazoa, Mollusca, Bivalvia, Pectinida, Pectinidae. Bases 239 to 1186 code for a protein of 315 amino acids. Gene Ontology annotation, cellular component: cytoplasm. Gene Ontology annotation, molecular function: sulfotransferase activity. The transcript is spliced from 5 exons. Gene Ontology annotation, biological process: sulfation. The record is from RefSeq and is a predicted model, not a curated record.
AAGGCGUUUCUGAUAUAAUACUAAUAUUGCUGUUUUUAUUUACUUAAUUUGAUAGAAGAAAUAUUUUUAAAGGUAGAAUAUGACGAGAUAGUUCGUAGGAAUAUAUUUAAAUUAGUAUACCAUGUAUACUUUAUUGUCCUAUCCUUCCUGAAAUAUAACCAUAAACGUAACAGUAUGUGAAUAAGGUAUAUUUAUUUAUAUUCAUUGAGCACUGGUUCUGCAACAGUGCCAUCUCUCAAUGCUUCUUUCUAAAUUUUUUGAAAGACCUACCCGAACGAUUUUUUUAAAAAUGGAAUGCAUUACCAAGACGAAUUAUUCUGGAAACGCCAUUACAUUCAAGAGAUACAGGGGACGGACAUUCCAUCCAGAUACACCUGGUAAUGUCGGUGAACAUUUGGAUGACAUAACCUCUCUGCCAAGUAGGCCAGAGGAUGUCUUGCUGUGCACAUUUGCAAAAUCUGGCACACACUGGGUUUUCAACAUGGCCAAAAUGAUACAAACCAAGAGCCUUCAAUACUCUGGCACGCCAAAGAUGCUGGAUUAUCUGGAUAUUGGUACAUUUAAUAAGAUGGCCUCUCCUAGGCUGUUCCAUACACAUAUGACCUAUCCAUUUAUACCUAAGGCGGCAGCAGAGGGCAAAAUGAAGGUGAUCUACGUUCUGCGGAACCCAAAAGAUGUUGCUUGCUCGUACUACAAGUUUUUGUGUAACGUAAAAACAAAAGAAUAUGAUGGAAGCUUUGAUGGAUUUCUUCAGCACUUCCUUAGUGAAGAAUUCAUAGGAUCUGGAGGGUCGUGGUUUACUCACACUAGGGAAUGGAACACUGCGAUGCUGACGAAUCCAGAUUUAAAAAUACUGUGUCUCCGAUAUGAGAAUUUGAAAAAGGACAUAUAUCAGAAUAUUGUGCGAAUAGCCGAGUUUAUGGAAGUUGACCACGAGGUUUCAUUUUUGAAGAAGGUGGAAGAGGCCGUAUCAUUUGAACACUUGAAGAAUGAACAUGCAACAGUUCUCGGUGAACGUGAAUUAUGGAAGCAUAAAGGUGAUAAUGGAAGACUUCCAAUUUACAGGAAAGGUAUCAUCGGUGACUGGAAGAACAUGUUCACAGUGACACAGAAUGAACAGUUUGAUGCUGUCUAUAAAGAAAAGAUGACUGAUGUGGGUGUCAACAUUGAGUUUGAUUACGAGUGAUGUAUUUAUAACGACGUUUAAAAUCUGAGAAGUAAACCUAUACAUAUACUUAAACGGCUGAUGUGUCAUCCAUGUGCCUUUAUCUAAGAUGAAGAUGUAGAGUUAAAGGUGCAUUUUACACAGAUAACGAAUUAUUCAGGAACUAAAACGCAAUUUUCAGAUGAAAAAAAUCCUCAUGUAAUUAUGAUUUUAAUGGUAACUACAAAAAGGUUUGUGACACGACGUACUCAUUUUUCUUUUGUCUCCGCAAUUUUUUCGUGGAAGUGUGUAAAUACUGACAAGAUAAUCACAAUAACGAAAUGAUUAGUCUAAUUCGUUAAAAUAAGUGAAUAAAAAGAGUGAAAUUACAGGAGGAUCAUAAAGAUACUGUGAAAGGAAGAGGAUUAAUAAAGAAGUUUUUUAUCACAGCAACAUAGCCGUCUUCAAAGCGGUUCACAAUCUAUUUACCGUGGUUAUUGGGUCUAAAGCAACCAGUCUAUGGCUUUCUCAACUUACUGUGUAGCGUACAGCCGGAGCUGCCAUUUCGGUGCUAACAGCGUAUACAUGGAUUUCUUGCACUGCUACCCUACCACAUAAUCAUUUACAGCUGAGUCGACUGGAAUACAACGGGGUAAAGUAUCCAAGUUGUCCAAGGAUACAACACAAUGGCGCUGCUGGGACUCGUCAUACCACUAGACCACCGUGCCUCUGGCAUGCCAUAGCUGAGUACAGUGGAAGCUUUAAUUGAGAAUCUCACUCUUAUUUUAACACAAAAUUUAAGCUGUUGCGUUCGAUGUUGGACGACAAGAUGGAGAACCUAUAGUGUUCUCUGUAAUUUCUAGUUCAUGUAGUUGAUUUGAGGAUAUUAGUCGUUGAUUAUUUGUUAUCUUAACAAACAUUCAAUUACGAACCAACCAGUCUCCUUAUCAAAAAAAGAAAGUACCAAACUAGCUAUGAAAUAGGAUAACAUGAGAAUACCGACUUGUAUAUAAAACAAGAAGUCCAACUCAUUCCAUAACAGGAGUCAGUUAGUGUCAAAGUUUGGAUUUUUACAUUUAGAUCCGUAAUAAAAAAGGUUAGAAAGCUACUUGUUAUUCUGAAUAAAGAAAAACUGUCCAAUUUUA